Messenger RNA from Drosophila bipectinata, 13392 nucleotides. The record is from RefSeq and is a predicted model, not a curated record. Lineage: Eukaryota; Metazoa; Arthropoda; Insecta; Diptera; Drosophilidae.
CACAGAGUGAAACAAAUGAGAGCAGACUAGAAAUCGUGUUUCGUUGUGUUGGGUUUGAAUACAAUUCGUUAGCAAACCGACAUCGACGGAAGGAUCACGCACACACCGAUUCCUGUUAGAGCCGCAAUCGAAAGGCUCCACCUUUAAGAACCCUUCCCGCAUCAAUCCAUGAGCCUGGCAGAAUGCAGAAGAAGGUAGCGCCCGAGCGUCGUCCGUACUGCGAUCCGCGGCUACAGGACGAUAAGGUUAGGCGGCAAAGGACCCUCCACCUGCCGCGAACCUCGCAGGCGCAAAAAAAGGGCGACAAGCGCCAGCUGAACGACUGCCCCUUCUUCGACUUGAAGUAUGGCUUUGAUCAGCUGCCCCUCGAUCCGGUCAAGGAGUUCCUGCAGGAGAAGAUAUCCCACAUGCAAACUGACAGUAUUGUUGGUGCCUGCAACCGCGAAUUCGAUUUUUUCUCAUAUGAUCUGGACAACGUGAAGGAGAAGUAUGACGAGUGCGACGACGACAGCCUGCAGGAGUUGCAGCUGGACGACAUCGUGAUGCCGGAGCAGUUCGAGGCACUGCGCGAUGCCAAGGAUCACACCUAUAACUUUGAUUCCACGGCUUGUAAUCAAUUUCCCUGGAUUGACAAAUGGAUGACUGGCGUGAAACCCAGUGAGCAGGAAAUCUAUGAGAUGACCAGCCAACUCUUGGACAUCUACUGUCAACGGAGAGUACGGAUUUUUUUUCCGGACUGCGGCACCAAAUCCGCGCUCUGGACGAAUAAGCUGAGGCGCCUCCACGGCUCCCCCUCAGAGCUAAUCGGAGCCUACAGGACCCCAACGGCGCGCCACCUGCGGGUCAACAAUCUUAAAAAGGAAAAGAAAAAGAAUAAGUUCACUGUGGGCGAUCACUACGCUUUUCGCACACCCCAAGAGUGUCGCAACGAGUUGGUGAGAGUGGGAAAAGUUAUCGAUGAGAUGCUGAAGCCCAUUGUGAAAGAGGCCGAACAUAACAUUGGCCACGGACUAAAGGAACCUCCCGAUCCCAAUUUAGUAAAAAAUAAAAAAAAAUGUGCCGGCAUCCGUCAACAGGUAAAAAAAGGUUGCCGCCUACAAAACAAAAGGAUUCACCGCAAGGACUUUCAAACCAACGAAGAGUUUUUACAUUGUCUCAAGAAAAUGGAGGCCACUCGCUUUCCAUAUAUGGCACCUAUGCAGCCAGUGGAUCCAGAGGAACAAAAACGGCUGAUGAUGGUCAAGUACCAGGCUGCGUUGAAGACUGCUAAGGCCAAGUUCACUCUGAAGAUCGAAAAACGCUACAUGUGUCUCAUAAAGAGCAUGUCCAUAACGCAACUGUCGACGUAUCCUUCGCACCUAAUUCGCAAGGCCUUCAGGCUAAUAGGUUUCGGUUUCGGAUUAGAAAUUGAGGUCCUGGAAUACCUGCAAAGGGAGGAGAAAUUCUGGCCCCACCUGACGCCAGAAAUUAUAUUAAUGGAUUAUAUGUUCGUGAGCGACCUUGUUAAGCGCAAGGAUAGGGCCAUCCUUAUAAUGGUGUGUCUCAUCGACCUGCAGGAGGAUUUUCGCUACCAUGUGAAGCGCGCUUUUCUCAAUUAUCUUCUGGGGUCCAACAUGGAGAGAAAGCGCCUGCAACUGGAGCAGGAGCCCCCAGAUUUUCCCAUUUUUACAAUCAUUUCGCCGGUUCCCUGGCGCUCGAAUCUGUUGCGGGCCAAGUCCCACAUCGGUGAGGUGCUAAUGAUCACCCAUCCCACAGUCCAGGCGAUUAACCGCCUAUGGCACGACCUGUACGAAGACCUUGUAGUAGUGGACAUGGCACAGUUGCUCCUGGCCAAGCGACCGUUGGACGCGGAUACAGUCCAGGUUUUUAUCAAGCAGAGCUGCGCCAAUGUCCGGGAUUUGCUCCUCAACGAUUGGCUACCCCGCUGCGCCGAUCUGAUGAACGAAAUGCGAAACACUUGGAAGGAUAUGGUCCCCAUGUCUGGAAAGUAUGGUGGCCGGGCGGCCGCUCUCUUCCGCUGCAUCCACGCGGCCAUGUCUCGCCACCUAAACAGCCUCAUCAGCAAGAGCAUCAAUUACCUCUUCAAGGUGCUGUGUGCCUUUAAAGAAGGAAACCGUAUCGAUAAGUACUCCAUGUACGAUUCCAAGCUCAAACGCAUCCCGCUGGUGACCUUGGUCGCCUCCGUGGUGGGCGCUCACUUUGACCACGAGCCCAUCGACAUGGGUCCAGGGGUCCGAUCGGCCACGAACAUAUAUGUCUACGACGAGGACGAUGCCGAUCCUUUCCAACAGCCUCAGGCCCACAUGCUAGUGGAGACUGCUCCUGACAUUGAUGAUGUGGCCCAGUUUGAGUUGGACCACAGCCACAAACUCUACAUAUACCCCUACAUGCAGGAGCUGCCCCGCUUGUUCGUCGAUCACUUCAAGAGCAUUUUGGCCGUGGGGUAUGACAUACCUCGCCUGGAGUAUGUUAUGUCGGGAGGCGAGCCGGAAACCCAUGGGUACCUGCACUAUAUCGACGAAGAUCACACUGACUUUAUGGCUCUUUGCGAAAAAGUCGAGCAGAUAGUCCAGGUGAAUUGGCGCGGAGUGCACGUCUACCUCAAGCCCGUCUACAAGUACUACUUCGGACUCUUCAACAAGUUGAUAAUGCCCAUGGUGGAGAAGGUCUGGACGGAGAAUAUCCUGCCGGAACUGGGGCCGGUGAUGGAGCUGCUGAAAAAAUUGCAGGCCGUGAGCGAUACGACCUAUUAUCUGCGCGAUUUCAUUCCGCUCAACCUGUUCAUGCUGGAUAAUCGCCACGUGAAGCUAUCGCUGCGGAUGUAUGUGCGCGAAAUCUACGAUUUCAUAAUUGAUUUUUACAAAGCCCUCAAUUGGAACGAGAAUCGAGCCAUCUGCGAGGAGCUGGAGGAGAUGUCGAUGAAGGCGGGCGAGCGGCCCGAGGAGACGCCGGAGGUGGUGGCCCUGCAGAACUACAUCAACGAGUGCCGGGAGAUGCGCAUAUUCGCCAUCAAGGAUGAAAUCAAGAACGUGUUGAAGCGCGUCGUCUUCCUGCUGACACACACCUACCUGUCCAGCGAUGAACUUCAUCUCAACUCGCGCACAUUCAUCCUGCCCGGCGAACUCGAGGAGGUCCUGGACCUGAGCGCCGCCCGUCUAGCGGUGGUGCGCGAUAAUCUGGAGAUGGCCCUGCGGGAGAGACGGAUGGAGUUCGAGAAGCUGCUGGCCCAGGAGAAGCGUACGAUGGACGGCUUCCGUAUCCGGGAAAUCCGGGAUGUGCUCACGCUCGACGAGCUCAAGGAGCGGGUGGAUACGGUCGACUUGCUCUUCACCACCAUCGAGAACCUAAGCAGAGAGGCCAAGGCCAUUAAUAUAGAGGAAGUACUUCUCCAAAUCGAUGUGUCCGCCUUUCCCCUCCUCGCAGAGAUUAUCGAGAAAAUGGAGCCCAUCGAGAAGCUGUGGAAGACAUCAUACGAGUUCGAAAAGGAUUAUCUUAUUUGGAUGUUCGAGCGCUUCGAAUGCCUUAAUGCGGAUGGCGUGCGGGAGCAAGUGGAGAAUAUGCACAAGAUUAUAUACAAACUUUCCCGGCAAUUGGCCUACAAUCCUGUGGCCAAGAGAGCCGCGGAGCAGGUUCGUAUGAAGAUUGAAAAGUUCCGCGUAUAUCUCCCCGUGUUGGACUCGAUUUGUCGGCAUGGAUUGGAAAAGCGGCACUGGGACCAGAUCUCCAAAAUCAUGGGUCGCAAGGUCAACCCGAAGUUGUUCCCCACACUGAAGGAUAUGAUCGAUGUGGACAUAAUGAGCAUUUUGCCACAGCUUGAGGAGAUUGCCAAUGCGGCAGGAAAGGAGUACGACCUGAACAACGGACUGAGAAUCAUGCAGAGCGACUGGAAGGACGUGAUGUUCGAGAUUAUUCAAUACCGCGACUCGGACACCCACAUUCUGGCCAGUAUCGACGAUAUUCAGACACUCCUGGACGACCACAUAAUGCGCACCCAGGCCAUGAAGCGAUCGCCCUUUAUCGUGGCCCUCGGGUCGAAGGCGGAUGAUUGGGAGGCGCGAUUGCUCCUCAUCCAGAACAUCAUCGAUGCAUGGACGCAGGUGCAGAUAACUUGGAUGUACUUGGAGCCGAUUUUCAGCAGCGAAGACAUCAUGCGACAAAUGCCACUCGAGGGCCGCAACUUCAAGGCCGUGGACAAGCUGUGGCGAAAGAUCAUGAAGCAUACCCUAAUAGAUCGCCAUGUGAUGGCAGCCACCGAGUACCCGGAGAUGUUGGAAAUCUUCACAAAGGCCAUUGAGGAUCUCGAGACGGUCCAGAAGGGUUUGAACACCUACCUGGAGCAGAAACGCCUCUUCUUUGCCCGCUUUUUCUUCUUGUCCAAUGAUGAGUUACUGGAGAUCCUUUCGGAGACCAAGGACCCGAUGCGAGUGCAGCCACAUCUGAGAAAGUGUUUUGAGGGCAUUGGCUCCCUAAACUUUGACGAGCAGAUGGAGAUUACCGAGAUGAUUAGUGACGAGGAAGAACGUGUCGCCCUGGUGCGCAAAAUCAAUCCGCAAGCGGCCAAUGGGCUUGUUGAGAUUUGGCUGAAGGAGGUGGAGAUGGUGAUGCUGGACAGUGUGAAAGAGCAGAUGCACGAGGCCUGGGAGGACUACGCCAUGGUGGAGCGAAUUUCCUGGGUGGUAAGCUGGCCCGGACAGGUGGUCCAAGGCAUAUCCUGCAUGGCCUGGACCUACGAGGUCGAGGAGGCCAUCGAGACGAAGACGCUGCCGGCUUAUUUGGAGAAGUCCAAUCUGCAGAUUGCCGACCUGGUGCAAUUGGUGCGCACGGAUCUGCAGACCGGAGUGCGGAUAGCCGUGGAGGCGUUGAUUGUGUUGGAUGUGCAUGAUCGUGAUGUGGUCAAGUAUCUGACUGAUAUAAGGAUAUCCAACAUACAGGACUUUGACUGGAUCUCCCAGCUGCGCUACUACUGGAAAGUCAACGACAAAAACGAGGAAUGGGUCUGCGUUAGCAUGGUGGUCACAGAUGUCCAGUACGGCAUGGAAUACCUGGGCAACCUGCCCCGCCUGGUGGUCACUCCCCUCACGGAUCGUUGCUACCGGACUUUGAUGGGCGCUUUGAAGCUGUGCUUGGGAGGAGCUCCCGAGGGACCGGCCGGAACUGGCAAGACGGAGACCUGCAAGGAUUUGGCGAAGGCAGUGGCCAAGAAGUGCGUCGUCUUCAAUUGCUCCGACGGCCUGGACUACAAGGCCCUGGGCAAGUUCUUCAAGGGCUUGGCUCAAUCGGGCGCCUGGGCCUGCUUCGACGAGUUCAACCGUAUCGAACUGGAGGUGCUCUCCGUGGUGGCGCAACAGAUCCUGACCAUCCAGCGGGCCAUUGGACGCAAGGUUGUGAAAUUCUUUUUCGAGGACACAAUGCUAAAACUGGAUCCGACUUGUUCCAUAUUCAUAACCAUGAAUCCCGGUUAUGCCGGGCGAACUGAACUGCCGGACAAUCUGAAGGUCCUGUUCCGGACAGUGGCCAUGAUGGUGCCCGAUUACGCCAUGAUCGGGGAGAUAACGCUCUACUCCAACGGAUUCGACAUGGCCAGGAACCUUUCCCAGAAGAUCGUGCAGGCCUACAAGCUCUGCUCCGAACAGCUGUCCUCGCAGUCGCAUUACGAUUACGGAAUGCGCGCCGUAAAGUCCGUCCUGCUGGCCUCCGCCUCCCUGCGCCGACUCUACACUGACCUGCCGGAGCCGGAGAUUGUCCUGCGUGCCAUCGUCGAUGUCAAUUUGCCAAAAUUCCUGGAGCAGGAUAUUUCCCUCUUCAUUGGCAUCUACAUGGAUCUAUUCCCCGGCGUGGAGCUGCCCAUGCCGCAACGUGGCGACAUACUCAAGUGGCUUCACAUCAACCUGGCGGAGCGGAAUCUGCAGGCGACGCCCUGGUAUUUGGAGAAAAUUCUGCAGAUAUACGAGAUGUUGCUCGUGCGGCACGGCCUCAUGAUUGUGGGAGGCGCCAUGGGUGGCAAGACCACUGCCUACCAGGUGCUAGCCCAGACCCUACGAAAUGUGGCCAACGACGACACGUGCACCUUGAAGGAGUUCCCGGUCGUGUUCCGCAUCAUCAACCCAAAGGCCAUUACCAUGGGCCAACUGUACGGGCGCUUCGAUCCAGUCUCCCACGAGUGGUACGACGGUGUCUUGGCCAAGACCUUCAGGGAGCAGGUACAGGGGCCUAAAACAGAACGCGCUUGGGUGAUGUUCGAUGGCCCUGUGGAUGCAGUGUGGAUUGAAAACCUGAACACUGUGCUGGACGACAAUAAGAAGCUCUGUCUGAUGUCUGGGGAGAUCAUGCAGAUGACCAAGCUGAUGAACAUGAUGUUCGAGCCGGCGGAUCUGGAGCAGGCGUCUCCGGCCACCGUGUCCCGCUGCGGCAUGAUCUACAUGGAGCCUUCGCAACUGGGCUGGCGGGCAUUCCACAAGAGCUUCAUCAAUAUCCUGGUCAACAAGGUUGGGCUCAACGAAAUCUACAUGAACCUGUUCGAGGACCUGGUAAACUGGCUGAUUCCGGCUGCGCUGGAAUUCCUACCGCAGUGCAAGCAGAUGCUGGAGCUAUCGCCCAUCUAUCAGUACCAGAUCUUCUCGCGCUUCUUCCUGCACUUCCUGGAAAAGCACAAGCAGUUCAAUCAGGCCUGGUUCCAGCAGAUGUUCCUCUUCUGCUAUGCCUGGGCCUAUUGCUCAGCCCUCACGGGAGCUGGUCAGAAGACCUUCGACGCGUUGCUGCGUAAGGUGAUCUACGGAUCAAACGAGAGCUAUCCCAAGCCGAAGUACUUCUCCCUGAAUCGUGGCCAGAUGUUCCCGGAGAAACUGGUGUUCCUGGACUAUAGGUUCGACGAGGCAGAGAACUGGUGGACCUGGCACAAGAGCGACGAUAGCGGCACUCCGGCCAACUUCCCGGAGCAGGCUCAGAUCAGUGAGCUGAUCGUGCCCACCAAGGAGACAGGUUACAUUUCCUACUGGCAGGACUUUUGCAUUUCCAAGUCGUACCCCAUGCUGGUCGUUGGGCCAACGGGCACGGGAAAGAGCGCCAUUAUCACCAGCAACCUGCUGGCCCUGCCUAAGUUUGCCAACCUCGUCAAUGUCAUCAACUUUUCGGCUCGAACCUCUGCCCAAAUGGUCCAGGACACGAUCAUGAGCAAGCUGGACAGGCGACGCAAGGGAGUCUUCGGACCCGCUCUGGGCAAGAAGUGCACUGUCUUCUGUGAUGAUGUGGCCAUGCCUGCAAAGGACACCUAUGGCUCUCAGGGACCGCUGGAGCUACUUCGAACUUGGCUGGACCACGGCUACUGGUCGGACCUGAUAGACACCACCAAAAUCGAACUGGUGGACAUGUCUCUGAUGUGCGCCAUGGGCACUUUGGGCGGCAGCAACUUCAUUUUUCCGCGUCUCUAUCGCCACAUGUUCGUGGUGGCCGUUGAUUCCUUUGAGGACUCCACCAUCGUUCGCAUAUUCACAUCGAUUGGUGAUUGGCACUUUUCCAAGGGUUAUCCCGAGAAGGUGGCUCUGCUAUCCCGCGGCUUAUCGGAGGCCAUGGUCAGUGUGUACCGCGGGGCAAUUCGCACCUUCCUGCCCACGCCGGCCAAGUCGCACUACACGUUCUCCCUGCGCGACAUCACGCGCGUCUUCCAGGGCAUCGUGAUGGUCCCGCCCAAGCGGAUGCCCGACCCGGAGAAGCUGGGUCGCCUUUGGGCCCAUGAAACCUAUCGCGUCUUUUACGACCGCUUGGUGGACCAGAAGGAUCGGGAUCGUCUCUUGGUGAUGGCCGUCGAUGCCUGCAAGACCAACCUGCGCUUCCCCCUGGAACAGGCAUUCGCCGAAAGAAUAGAGCCCGGCGAGAAGCUGACGGACAAUGACCUGCGGAAUCUCUUCUACGGCAACUACAUGGAGCCGGAUGCCGAACCCAAGUACUACGACGAGGGCGAAACCUACGAAAAGCUGGAGAAGCUGAUGAAGUACUACCUACGGGAGUACAACUCAUUCUCUAGUACCCCGAUGGACUUGGUCAUGUUCCGGUUUGCCAUAGAGCACGUGAGCAGGGUUUCCCGGGUGCUGCAAAUGCCGCGCGGAAAUAUCCUAAUGGUGGGCAUGGGCGGAUCGGGACGCCGCAGCUCCGCCCGCCUGGCGGCCUACAUCGCCGACUGUCGGCUGAUGACUGUCCAGGUGUCCAAGAGCUACACCCUGACGGAUUGGCGCGACGAUCUGAAGAAGAUUCUGAUGGCGGCCAGCUUCAACCUGAAUCACACCGUCUUCUUGUUUUCGGACGCACAGGCAACAGAUGAGGGCUAUGUGGAGGAUAUCAAUGGCAUACUUAAUACCGGUGAUUUACCCAAUCUCUAUCAGCUGGAGGACAAGGCGACCAUCAUGGAGAACAUGGCAAAUGUGGCUAAACAAUUGGGCAAAGUCCUGGACACCCUACCCAGUGAGGUGUAUGCCUAUUACAUCGAUCGCAUUCGGGAGCAGCUCCACAUAGCUCUGGCCUUCUCGCCCAUUGGCGAUUCUUUCAAGGAGCGCAUACGAGUGUAUCCUUCGCUGAUCAACUGCUGCACUAUAGACUGGUACAUGCCCUGGCCGGAGGAGGCGCUCUCUCGUGUGGGCAUCUAUUUCGUCACCUCGAUGCGUCUAAAUAGGCCACAUAGCGAGGAGCACGAAGAGCCGGCAUCGGUUCGGGAAUCGGUAGAGCAGGGCCAGGAGGAGACGCAACGGCGUGAAACCUUAGACGAGGAUCGGGAGUUGACUCAACUGGAGUUGGACCUGGUCGACUGUGUCAUGUACUUCCACCAGUCUGUGGUAGACGCCAGCGAGAGGUGCUACAUGGAGUUGAAUCGCAGAAAUUAUGUGACGCCGUCGGCGUACUUGGAGCUUUUGAAAGCAUUCCGCACUUUCUAUAGUCGGAAGCUGGACGAGAUUACUCGUCUGAGGGAUCGUUACACCACUGGUUUGGAGAAGCUGGACUUUGCCGCAGGCCAGGUGGGCGAGAUGCAGACAAAUCUGUAUGACCUCCAGCCGAUGCUGAAAGUUCUUUCCGAGGAGACGGACCGCAUUAUGGUGAACAUCGAACGGGAGACGGCGGAGGCUGAGAAGAAGAAGGAAGUGGUGGGAGCGGACGAGGCGGCGGCCAAUGAAGCCGCCGCAGCUGCUCAAGCCAUCAAGGAUGAUUGCGAAACUGAUUUGGCCGAGGCCAUUCCCGCCAUGGAGGCUGCUCUAGAGGCCCUCAACACUUUGAAGCCAGCGGACAUCUUCAUAGUCAAGUCCAUGAAGAACCCCCCCUACGGUGUCAAGCUGACCAUGGAGGCUGUGUGCGUACUGAAGGGCAUGAAGCCAGAUAGGAAGCCCGAUCCCAGUGGCCACAUGGUGGAGGACUACUGGGGCCCCUCUAUGCGCAUGCUCAGCGAUAUGAAGUUCCUGGACUCGCUUAAGACCUUCGACAAGGACAAUAUUCCUCCACCGAUUAUUAAAAAGAUACGAGAGAAAUACAUUGCAGAUCGUGACUUUGUUCCGGAGAAGAUCAAGGCCGCCUCCAUGGCCUGCGAGGGCAUCUGCCGUUGGGUGCGGGCCAUGGACGUCUACGACAAAGUGGCCAGGAUUGUGAUGCCUAAAAAGGCCGCCCUGGCCGAAGCCGAGGGCGAGCUGUCCCAGCAGAUGGAGAAGCUCAAUGCCAAGCGGGCCGAGUUGCAGGUCAUCCUGGACAAGCUACAGAAACUCAAUGACUUCUUUGCGGAAAAGUCCCGAGAAAAGAAGCGUCUGGAGGACGAAAUCGAUAAUUGCGAGAAAAAGCUGAACAGAGCGGAAAAGCUGCUGGGAGGCCUGGGCGGAGAGAAGACGAGAUGGUCGGAGGCAGCUAAGAACCUGCACGAAUCCAUUAGCAAUAUCGUGGGCGAUGUCCUGCUCGCCGGUGGCUGCACCGCUUACCUGGGCUACUUCACCACCGAGUACCGUGUGAGCAUACUGGACGACUGGAAUGCCUUGUGCCUGAAGAGACACAUCCCCUGCAGCGAGACCUUCUCGCUGGCCACCACCCUGGGCCAUCCGAUGACCAUACGAGCCUGGUCACUGGCCGGACUGCCGGCAGACAACUUCUCCGUGGAGAACGGCAUCAUAGUGACGAACUCCAGCCGCUACUCGCUGCUCAUUGAUCCCCAGGUGCAAGCCAACAAAUGGAUCAAAAACAUGGAAAAGAACAACAACCUGAAGGUUAUCAAGCAGAGCGAUGGGAACUACAUGCAAGUCCUCGAGCUAGCCAUAUCUUAUGGCCUGCCUGUGCUGAUCGAGAAUGUAGGCGAAAAACUCGACUCGAAUCUGACGCCCAUUCUGGAGAAGAACGUUAUCAAGCACAAGGGCGGGCUGUUCAUCAAAAGCGGCGACCAAAUGAUAGAAUACAAUCCCGAUUUUCGUCUUUACAUAACGACCUGUCUCCGCAAUCCGCGUUAUCCGCCGGAAGUGAUGGUUAUGGUAACAGUAUUAAAUUUCAUGAUAACGGAGCAGGGAUUACGCGAACAAUUGCUGGCGAUUGUGGUGGCUCACGAGCGUCCCGAUUUGCAAGAGAAAAAGGAACAAUUGAUUAUUGAGUCCGCUAGGAAUCGAGAUGCAUUGUACACCAUCGAAUCGAAGAUAUUGGAGGUGCUGUCCAGUUCUGAAGGCAAUGUCCUAGAGGACGAGAACGCCAUCAACAUUCUAUCCUCGAGUAAAAUCCUCUCAGAGGACAUCCAGGAAAAGCAAGUAAUUGCGGUGGCCACCGAGAUAGAGAUCGAUGCUGCCCGACAGCAGUACAUCCCAGUGGCCAAGCACUCGGCCAUCUUGUUCUUCUGCAUCAGUGAGCUGGCCAACGUGGACCCCAUGUACCAGUAUUCCUUGGCCUGGUUCCUCAAUCUCUUCGUGGGCACCAUCCUCAAGGCGCCCAAGUCGGACAAUCUGACCGAGCGAUUGGGGAACCUCAAUGACUACUUCACCAAGUCCAUAUACACGAAUGUGUGCCGCUCGCUGUUCGAGAAGGACAAGUUGGUUAUUUCGCUGGUCAUGUGCCUGGGCAUCCUAGUGUCCCAGGGUCGGGUGGAGAAGGCGGCACUGCUGUUCUUCCUCACCGGAGGCAUUGGCUACAAGACCAUUCCGCCGAACAAGUUUCCGGGUUGGCUGCCGGACAAGUCCUGGGCAGCGGCUUACAGGGCCGCCUCGGAUCUUGAAGGCAUUAAGACUCUUAUUCAAAAUAUGGAAUCCAAUACCGAUGCCUGGCACGCGUUCUACGAUGAAAUCAGUCCCGACCAACUGCCUCUGCCAGCACCCCUGAAUACAGUAAAUGAUAUGCUCUACCUGAUCGUCCUCAAGGCCCUGCGUCCGGAUAAACUAGUGCCUGCCGUGCGGGCCUUUAUUACCCGCAACCUGGACCGUUCGUUUGUGGAGCCGCCACCCUUCGAUUUGGCGGCCUCGUUCGCUGACAGCUCCCCGAAAAUUCCUUUGGUGUUCCUGCUCUCGCCCGGAUCGGAUCCCAUGGCCAGUCUCUUCAUGUUCGCCAAACAACGCAACAUGUACGACAAAUUGAAGACCAUCUCCCUGGGCCAGGGACAGGGUCCGCGUGCCGAGAAGAUGAUCAUUGAGGCCGCCCGCCACGGGCAGUGGGUGGUGCUCCAGAACUGUCACGUGGCCUUCAGUUGGAUGGGCGACCUGGAAAGGAUCUGCAACGACACCACCCUAACGGAUGGAGCCAACCACGACUACCGUCUGUGGUGCACCUCGUACCCCAGUUCCGUUUUUCCCGUCUCCGUGCUGCAGAACUCCGUAAAAAUGACUAACGAACCGCCCAAAGGACUGCGCGCUAAUAUGCACAGGUCCUUCACAUCGGAUCCGCUGAUGCGGGACAAGUUCUUUACCAACGCCUUCCUGUUCUCGGACCAGGCCAAUAAAUGCUGGCUCAGGGGUGUCUUUGCGCUGGUGUUCUUCCACGCAGUUGUCCAGGAGCGGCGAGAAUUUGGUCCUCUGGGCUGGAAUAUUCCCUACGAAUUCAAUGAGUCCGACUUGAAAAUUUCUCUCCUUCAGCUGAAGAUGUUUAUCACACAAAGCCAAAGUAUACCCUUCCGAGGACACGUUUAUUUGACCGGAGAGUGCAAUUAUGGAGGUCGUGUCACUGACGACAAGGAUCGCCGUUUGAUCCUAUCCUUGCUGAAUAUGAUAUACAACCAAAACACCAUUGAACAGGACAACUAUGCCCUCUCCCAGUCCGGUAACUAUCGAGUUCCUUUGAGUCCCACACGCCUCAACUCCAUAGAGUAUGUGUCCAGUUUCCCACUGAGUCCCCAGCCGGAGGUUUACGGGCUUCACGAAAACGCAGACAUUAAUCGCAAUGUCAAGGAGACCAAUGCGCUUAUUAGCGGCGUCCUGCUCACCCAAACAGAUCUGAUGGCCUCGGUUAAGGCCAGCUCAGUAGGAGGGGCCAAAGAGGAUCCUGCUAUUGCUAUUUGCAAACAGGUCCUUGCCCAGAUGCCUGAGGAGUUCGACAUUGAUGUGGUUUCCAAAUCCUAUCCCGUGAUCUACACCAAUUCGAUGAACACGGUGCUGCGCCAGGAGUUGAUCCGCUUCAACCGACUUAUUUCCUAUAUUCGCAAGAGCUUGGUGAACGUAGGGAAGGCGGUGGUGGGCCAGAUUGCAAUGAUACCAGAGCUGGAACGCACCCACGCCUCGAUGGUCAUUGGCAAGUUGCCGGCGGACUGGCUGAAGAAGAGCUAUCCAUCGUUGAAGCCAUUGGGCAGCUACGUGAACGACCUUUUGGCCCGGUUGGCCUUCUUCCAGGAAUGGAUAGACAAGGGCGAGCCAUCGGUUUAUUGGAUUUCUGGAUUCUACUUUACCCAGUCCUUCAUCACGGGUGUGCUGCAGAACUACUCCAGAAAGAACCGCUUCCAGAUAGACAUGAUCUUGAUCGAGUUUGCCGUGACCAAGUUCGAGGUGCAGGUUCCCCAGGUUCCUGAAGUGGGUGCCUAUAUCCGGGGCAUUUUUAUAGAAGGUGCUCGCUGGAAUCGCAAGAACAAAGAGGUGGACGAGUCCUUUUCAAAGAUUCUAUUCGAUACUCUGCCCGUCAUAUACCUGCGGCCCGUUUUGAAAAGCUUGGAGGAUCUGCCACGCGGAACUGGCGGCGCCGAGGUGGAGACUUACUACGAUUGUCCCGUGUACAAAACGAGCGAGCGACGUGGUGUCCUGUCCACCACAGGCCACUCGACCAAUUUUGUGAUGUACCUGCAGCUGCGAUGCUCCCGGACAGCCAUGCACUGGAUUAACCGGGGCACGGCCUGCCUUUGCCAACUGGACGACUGAUGGGGAUUGGGAAUGCCUACUGGGCGGCGGGCUUGUGCCUUCUGGCCGGACACAAAGGGCC